This is a messenger RNA of Nicotiana tabacum (common tobacco), 1132 nucleotides long. NCBI's taxonomy places the organism in Eukaryota, Viridiplantae, Streptophyta, Magnoliopsida, Solanales, Solanaceae. The record is from RefSeq and is a predicted model, not a curated record.
CUACACUAGUGGUUAUCCAUUUCUGCAGGCUGAAGCAAACUCUUAUAAGCAAACAUAUAUAUCUAGGGUUUAAACAGUUGGGGAGCGGGAAUUCUAACACUACAUUUGACAGGGAAAAUGGAGACGUCACUUCGUUAUGGCGUGGAUUCCAAGAGUCUAUUGAUUCAUGCUAAGGAGAAAUUCCCCCUCAACUCCCUCACCCACUUGCAGGGUCAUGCAGAACUAGACACCAGAAUUGGAGCUCCAACUUAUCUGAGUGGAAUGAUAAGGCGAUACUUUCCUGAUCAAUACGCCAGCCUCGCUGUUGGAGUGCAGUAUUAUAGGCGUCAAAAGCUCUGGUAUAAUAUUCGUGGUAAAAAGGCAUUUCCAGUGACUGCAGAUGAGCGGUCACUACACUUUCAUAUCAAGGGCAAGUACGAUGUGGAUGAGAAACUUCUGGAGAAAAAAUCAAGAGUUGCUGCUGAAUUUACUUGGAACAUCAUGAAUGUGAAAAAAGACCAAGAUGUGAGGCUCAAAGUUGGAUAUGAAGUCAUUGAAAAGGUUCCUUACUUUCAGAUCAGAGAAAACAACUGGACACUCAAUGUCAACAAUAGUGGGAAAUGGAAAGUGAGAUAUGACUUAUGAUACUAGUGAUGGACAUGUAACUUGUUUCACUGAGAGGGUUAUAAUAAAACAACAACAACAUACACAGUAUUAUCCCACACUGUGAUAAUGCAAGAAAGUAGAAAAUCAUCACAAUUCAUCCUUUUGACAUGGUAUCAUUGCAAAAAGGCAUUACCUUAUAGGAUUUGCUUUUGAGUAUUGUCUCCAGAGAUAGUUACCCAAUUCAAUUCAAAGUUAGAUUUCCCAUGCGCACUUUAGAGACGUUGGCUCGAAUAGUGUGAAGUUGAAGCUGAUAUGUAUGAGAUCAGGAACUAUGUUUCCGCACUUCAUUCUGUAGCUAAGUUUUAUUGUUAUUAUUAUUACUUAACAUCAAAUCUGCGUUUAGAGGUGCUUUAUUUUAGAAGUUCUUAUUUGUUUAAAUCAUUAGACAUCCUAUUGUCUUCUGUAAAGUAGUCAUAUCCACAGGUGAUAUUCAUUAGAAUCUCUUGUAUUCCACCUAUGGAAAUUGUCUCAAGUUGUAGUUUAACCA